Macadamia integrifolia is the source of this 390-nucleotide messenger RNA. RefSeq lists its product as uncharacterized. NCBI's taxonomy places the organism in Eukaryota, Viridiplantae, Streptophyta, Magnoliopsida, Proteales, Proteaceae. The transcript has a single exon. The record is from RefSeq and is a predicted model, not a curated record. The coding region runs from base 1 to 390 and encodes 129 amino acids.
AUGGAGGUUCUUUCCGGUAGUCUGCAAGCUGCCUCGGACAAAAAUCUUAUUGCCCCCAUCAAUAAAUGUAAAGCUUUAAGGCUCACCCACCUCGCUUUUGCCGAUAAUUUGAUGAUCUUCUCCAAAACUGAUGGCCCUUCUAUUGAUUCUAUUAUGCUUUGGCUUAAUCUCUUUGCUUCGAUGUCUAGUCUUCGCAUCAACCCAAGGAAAUCUCUCAUCUUCCUCUCUGGAAUUUUGGAUGCUUCAAAGGUCUACUUCCUUGAGAAAACUGGUUUCGAUCUGGGGUCUCUUCCAGUUAGAUAUUUAGGGUUGCCUCUAAUUCCAACAAAACUCUCAGCUCACCAUUGUUCUCCCAUAUUGGAUCUCAUCAGAAAGCGGCAUCAAUCAUGA